Messenger RNA from Salvia splendens (bonfire salvia), 417 nucleotides. Its product is annotated as probable receptor-like protein kinase At5g38990. Bases 1 to 417 code for a protein of 138 amino acids. Gene Ontology annotation, biological process: protein phosphorylation. The transcript has a single exon. Lineage: Eukaryota; Viridiplantae; Streptophyta; Magnoliopsida; Lamiales; Lamiaceae. The record is from RefSeq and is a predicted model, not a curated record. Gene Ontology annotation, molecular function: protein kinase activity; ATP binding.
AUGUUGCAGUUUACACUCUCAGAAAGUUUUCAGAUUCUAGUUCCCGAAGGAACACGGGGGGAUCAUCCUUGGUGGAAGAUCAAUGACAGUGGGGCUACUGUUGUAGCAAUCAAGCGACUGAAAACAGAUACCUGGCAAGCGGAAACUGAGUUUCAGACUGAAAUCAAGAUGCUAUCCAAGCUCAGGCACGUGCAUCUUGUUUCGUUGAUUGGCUACUGCAAUGAUGGUGAAGAGCAGAUUUUGGUUUACCAGUAUAUCACCAAGGGAACACUUGCAGACCAUAUCUACAAUGCCAACACACAUGGAAGGGAAAAUCCUCCUCUUCCUUGGGAACUUCGACGUAAGGUCUCUCAAUUGGAGCUGCGCGUGGCCUAUGUUAUCUUCACUCACGGCAUAGGAUCAUACACAGGGAUAUAA